AUGGCUCGACACAUUGUUUGUGAGACCAAGAAAGGUUACAGAAAGCUCGAAAGCUUUGAGCCUGUUGUAUUUCCAAUUGAAGCGUUUUUUAUUGGUGGAGAAGUUGUUGUUAACCAUGAACAUUCGAUUCUUCUUCAUAAUUUGGUAAACUAAAUUUUUUAUUAACUGUUAUUUCUUUAGGGAUAUGGUAAUUUACUUGGACAACGAAUGAAUUUUGUCAAUGAUCGUUGUUUUCCUACUCCCUCUAUUGAAUUUAUUGACAAUAAUGAGCCAUCAACUUCGUCUAUCGCUGAAUUUUCUGUCGUACCUCUAGAAGAAGAAUUGAAAGUUGUUGGGCAUGUGCGACUAGUUAAUGUCCACGAAGGUGAUUAUUGGUUGGAGAGAGUCAACAACGGGAAGAAGUUGUAUUUAUCGCAAGAGGAGGCCAUUUAUUUGAUAAUGGAUAAGAAAAUUACUGUCAAAAAGAAGUCUUUGAAAGAUCUUUGGGACAAAUGGAUGACUCCAGACUUCUUACGGAAGUAUUUUGUUUACAAGUAAGUAUUUUUUAUUAAUUAGUUUGCCAUUAUCGACCAACAUUUCGUUAUCUGUGGUAUGAAUAAUGUGAACAUGUCGUGGAGAAUGUGAGGUCGGAGAAAACAGCCAAAAUCUUCACUUAGUACCCUGUAAAUGUUGAAGGGUGCUGAAUUUGCAAUUUGGGACAUUUUUUCUUCCGGUAUAGUGAUUUUUUAAUCCGAUAUCAGGUCUUAUAAUCAUAUUUCAGGCACUUCCGACUCCAAGGAUGGACAGUAAAGGCCGGCUUGGUAUUUGGCGGUGACUUUUCAUUGUACAAACUCCAUCCCGAGCACUGCCAUUCAUCAGCGAUUGUAAGGAUUAAUAUGAAACCUGAAUGUCUGGAGAUUACAAGUAUGAAAAGAGAGCUCAAGAACGUCAAAAAGGUAACUAACUAUUCAGUUUUGACUUACCUUCCAAUCUUUAGGCUCUAUUACUUGCAACAAUAGAACUUCCUGAUGAUUUAACCGAACUAUCUCCGUUUUCCGAUCUGAGGGUUACUGUAACACAAGAGUCGAGUUGGCUACGGGGUUCUGAAUUGAUCAAGGAAAUGCGGGGUAAUAAUGAAUAA
Bursaphelenchus xylophilus (pine wood nematode) is the source of this 1120-nucleotide messenger RNA. The record is from the annotation of a GenBank genome assembly. NCBI's taxonomy places the organism in Eukaryota, Metazoa, Nematoda, Chromadorea, Rhabditida, Aphelenchoididae.